AUGGUGAAGAUCAGCAAGAGAUCAAAGUCAAACCAAGGAUGGUGGUGGGAUCAUUUCGUGGAGCACCCAGGUUAUGCUGUCAAAGACCCAGCUUCGAUGGUCAGCGGAAAGGCAAAGGUGGUGUGUGCAAGGCUCUAUGAGCAACGCGUUACGCAUGAGCAGGCAAUAGACGAGCAGCAGGUUCACGCAGGCCAGCAAGAUGCACUGAGGGAUGAAGUGGCGAUUGCAGGCACUCUUUGGGCCAGUGGCCAGAAUAAUCCCCAACGCACCUGGUUAAUCAGUCGGCCGAUGACACUAUUAUGUCACUUGUGUGAUUGCACAUUGCACUCUGAGGAUAUCUGUUCGCAAGCACGGCUUGAAUACCACCAAUCAUAUUCACCACGAAAAGGUGCCACUCGGGUCCUAACUCCAGCACAUCUCAGUGCUAUACCUCCAAUCAUUCUCGCCGCCAGCCCACCAGAUCUCAAUACAUCAUCGACUAUGCAGUCUGCACGUCCGAUUUUUCCCGCAUUGCUAAUUCCUGAGGCUGACACAGCCUCGAGUUCUUCCAGUAGCCUUUACCGCGACUCUCUGUCGGUCAGUCCAAGUCCUGCCCUCUUGGAAGUCUCAUUACCAUCCCAUCCAAAGCGCCAAUGUCUAAUCCAAUCCGGUCAAUACCACUCUGCUUCUGGCUCACUUCCGCCUCUCUCCCCCAUAGCACUGGGCAACCAACUUAACGGCUUUGGCGACCAAGCUUGGACGACUUCAGAUCAAGCUGAUUGGGAAAUCGGGCUCGCAAGACUCACCGCAAGCGCUGGUUUACCGCUGCGGUGGGUUGAGAACCACGAAUUGAAAGUAUUAUGCGACCGUUUUCUCCCAAGAGCGAAAAUUCCCUCUGCAAAAGUCUUGACGCAGCGUGUCCUACCCCAUGCCCUUAAUAUACUCAAAGAUACCGCUAAAGAAGAAUGUCAAGGCGCUGAUGCAACAUUGCAAUGUGAUGGUUGGACUGGUGAAAAUCACCAUCACCUCCUGGGGUUUAUGAUGACUGCUCGCCGAAAGCUGCACACAAUUAAAGUUCAUGAUGCUUCGAUGGACCCUCACACCGCUGAAGAACUUCUCAAGCAAAUGUUAGAUGCAAUCAGCAGGAUUGAGUCCGAGUGGGGGGCAACUCGGUGUCUGCUUCAAGAGCAGCUACCCCACAUUGUUGUUCCUAAUUGCUUGGCUCAUCAGUGGAAUCUCAUCAUUGGUGACCUUUUCAAGGUCAAAGACGACUACGGGAUCUAUGGAGACGUGGCACAAGAACUAAUUACGUGGCUACGCAGCAAGACACGUGUGCUCGCCAUUCUCCGCAAAAUACAGAUGGCGACAAUCGGAAAGACGCUUGCAGUUCUCAGGGCAGUGCUGACGCGUUGGAUGUCUCAUUAUCUUGCCUAUCGCUGCCUCCUUGAGCUUCGUCCUGCACUCAAAUUGCUUGUAACGAAGCACAAAGCUCAUUUGAUAUCAGGUGGAGAUGCAUGCUCACGCAGAAAGACUCAAACAGCCAUUGCGACAAUCAAAAACGCAACAUUUUGGCAUGCAUUGGCACAAUGGAAAACGUUGCUGGAGCCAAUUUCCCUCAUGACGAAUGUUCAUCAAGCAGCCCAGGCAAGACCUGAAAACGUUGCAAUAUCAUUUGGUUUUCUGCACUUUCACUACUCCAAGAUCGACAACAGCACUGAUCUGGCAGCUCGUACAGCUGUUCUUGCAAGCGUCGAGCGCCGCUGGGAACAGUGUGACCAGGAAGUCUUUAUUGCUGCCAUCAUUCGUGCAGGGCUUGCGACACUUUUUGCACGUCUUUGGCGCCGUUUUUACAACACUAAUGAUAUACCACUCGAUCUUUAUACGGACUUGGACGACUAUUUGAAUAGCUCCCAUGACUUCGCAUACAUGGACAACUACAAGCUUUCACUGUUAUAUCGUGCAGAAAAGGAGCACGUCGACCACUUCAUACUAUCGCUCAACGUCUUCUCUCGAUUUGCCCGAAUUCCGCCUCUUGCGAAUGCCUAUUUAGCAUGUUUGGCAGUGAUUCUCACGAAAUGGCGCAAUCGGCUCUCAACUGAGAUGCUCACCCUUCUGGCAGAACUCAAGAUGUAUGUUCAUGAGGAGCAUGUACGCAAUGACGUGGUCAAGAAGUGGCUUCAGCACCGGUACUGUGACACCGAGGACACUGACAAAGCAGAGCCUACUCAAGAGAAAGCAGUGAAUGGGAGCCACUGCAGCCUUGCUUUCGAGAGGCAAGGGAUAAGCGAUGUUGCCGCAGACCUUAUCCGAGCUGUUCAGGAGGAGGAGGAGAUUUCUGCCACAGAAUCAAUGCACUCAGUCCCCAUUGGUGCUGUUGGUGGUUCAUUCUCCUGCAUUGCUAUCAAUGACUUACUUGACUAUUCUCGUGCGGAGGAAUGGCUGGGAUCUUUUUAUAAAGUCGCCAUUCGAGGUUUAGACGCUGAGCUUGAAUUGUAUGAGCUUCUUGACUUAGAUGCAGAGGGAAUCGACGAUCCAGACUUUCCUCAAGCUGACGAUGUUCUUGACGAGUAG
This is a messenger RNA of Suillus paluster, 2550 nucleotides long. RefSeq lists its product as uncharacterized. The record is from RefSeq and is a predicted model, not a curated record. Bases 1 to 2550 code for a protein of 849 amino acids. NCBI's taxonomy places the organism in Eukaryota, Fungi, Basidiomycota, Agaricomycetes, Boletales, Suillaceae. The transcript is spliced from 9 exons.